AGUCAGGGAGUGGACCGGGAUCUGGGGAGACGGGUGGCGUGGGUACGGAGUCCGGCGCGGGAGGGUCCCAUCCCUGGCAAGUUCUGCAGCCCCCGAGGGUCAGGCUUCCGGCGGGCGCCAUGGCCCCCACCCUGCCGGCGGGAGGAGGCGGGGAGGUGGAUGCGCCCGCCGCCGUGAGUCAGGCUUGGGCUGCAGCCGCACGGCCGGGCUGGCGCUGCGGAGGGAGCGCAGGCAGCGGGGGAGGCAAAGCCGCCAGCCCUGCGCCCUCCCCGCCCGCUGCCCCGCGUGCUCCCCGCACCGAGGUUGGGCCGCUGGGACGCGGAGCCGCCGGACAGACAGCGGCCCGCGGGACGGUGGAAGGACGCGCGGUCGGAGCUCAGGCCCGCCCGCCCAAGAGUCGCCCCCCCAGGGCCUCGGCCAGUGCCCAGCCCCGCUGGGAGCUCCGGCCAGCACCACGGACGGCACCCAGGAAGUCCGAGUGCCCCUGGACGGGGCCUUCUGGAUUCCCAGGCCCCCGGUAGGUUCACCCAAAGGCUGCUUCGCCUGCGUGUCCAAGCCCCCUGCCCUGCAGGCGCCGGCGGUCCCGGCCCCUGAGCCCUCGGCCUCGCCCCCCAUGGCGCCCACUCUGUUCCCCAUGGAGUCCAAGAGCGGCAAGACGGACAGCGUGCGGACCGCCGGCGCCCCCCAGGCCUGCAAGCACCUCGCGGAGAAGAAGACGAUGACGAACCCCACGACGGUCAUCGAGGUCUACCCAGACACCAGCGAGGUGAACGACUACUACCUAUGGUCCAUCUUCAACUUUGUCUACCUCAACUUCUGCUGCCUGGGCUUCAUCGCUUUGGCCUACUCCCUCAAAGUUCGGGACAAGAAGCUUCUCAACGACCUGAAUGGAGCGGUGGAAGAUGCCAAGACGGCCCGGCUGUUCAACAUCACCAGCUCCGCCCUGGCCGCCUCCUGCAUCAUCCUGGUUUUCAUCUUCCUGCGGUACCCACUCACCGACUACUGAGGGCGCCGGCCCCACCUGCCGGCUCUGGAGACAAAGCCCCAGCGUGUUCAUUUCCAUGAUGGAUGCGACGUGACGCAGGGUGCCAUGGUUGGGGCAGAGCAGGCGUCUGCCCUGGGCCCCCUGAAGCUGUGAACCAGCAGCGAGGCCACCAGAAGCUCCGUAUAGUAAGGGCACAGCGAGCUUUGUGCCGGCCACCGCCCCCCCCGCCCUGGUCCUCCACCUGCUUCUGGGGUCUGUGGUUUCUCCCUGGGCUGCUGCACCCUGGCUCCCAGUGGCUGCACCCCCUGCCCUCCUGUGCCCCUGCCCAGGCUCCUGGGACCCCUCUGAUCCUGACACACAGCAAGAAGGGCUUCUGUGGGAGCUUCCCAGUAUGAGGGGCUGCCGGCAUCUGGGGACUCCCUCUAUCUUCCCGGACCCAGCCUCCUCCAAGCUGUGACCCUGCUCCUGUAUCUGUGAAUUUCCAAUAAAAGUCCUGCCCAGCUCCCA
Rhinolophus ferrumequinum (greater horseshoe bat) is the source of this 1492-nucleotide messenger RNA. RefSeq names its product interferon induced transmembrane protein 10 (gene IFITM10). The transcript is spliced from 3 exons. Gene Ontology annotation, cellular component: plasma membrane. The record is from RefSeq and is a predicted model, not a curated record. The coding region runs from base 614 to 1006 and encodes 130 amino acids. Lineage: Eukaryota; Metazoa; Chordata; Mammalia; Chiroptera; Rhinolophidae.